UAGACUGGUGUACGCGACAGGCCUGGCCAGUGGGGUGUAGACGGGCAUCAGCAGCAGUAAGGCGCCGGGGCCUCUCUCGUCGGCAGUUGCGGCGUGCCUGCGAACCAGCAGGAUGCCUCGCAACCUGGCCACCUCGGCCCUCAUCAAGCCCUUCGUGGUGCUUGCCCUGCCUGGCAUGUACCUCUUCUACAAGUACAACCAGUACAAACGCCAGCAGCAGGAGCAGACCCGCAGAAAGGUCACCGAACGAGAGCUCGCGCACCUCAAUCACAAAAUCGACAAGCUGUUGUGCAAGCUGGAGGAGAACGAACCCGAAAUAGCGACUUCUCAGGAGGACGAGUGCGUGAUCUGCGUGAACGCGCGCGCCACAAUGCAAACAUUCCCGUGUGGCCACCGAGUGGUCUGCCGCAAGUGCUUUGUCAAGACGAUUCAGAUGGCCGUGUCGCAGCGGCUUCUGCCCCUCCGAUGCGUCAUCUGCAGGUCCAAGAUCCUGCGGCUCAAGCAGGGGGUCACCGGUGGAGUCACGCUGCCCACGUCUGCCUCACAGUACUGCAUGGGGGUGGGUGGUAAGUGGGAAGUGCCCGCCUCCGCCUCGCUCUACUCCAUGUCUUCGGGAACUUCUUCACUCUCAGGAAUGUCUUCCGUGAGUUCCGCGACCAACAGCAGCGUCAGCUCGACUCGCUCCAGCAAAGCCUCCACUUCUUCGAGCAGCAGUGGGCGACAAUAUGUUUACCGACAGCCAGCGGGCGCCUCCCUAAAACGGUCCCAAACGCACCAAAUGAAAAUGCGACUGCAAGAGUACAAAGACCCGUCGGCGGCGAACUCCUCUUCAGGGCCCUCUUCCCUGAACAGUGUGGCGAGCUCGUCGGCAGGGUCGACCUCAACGGGAGGACGCCUGCCACCCAUUCAGGAAUUCCAGCGAGAAUUCAGAGCCAGCAGAGAAAAGUCGAGCGGAAAGGAGAGGCCUUCAACGUCCACGAGAAUCAGGUGCGCACAAAAAAUUGUCACCCAACUGGAAAACCCCGCGCCUGCGAAGAAAUCAUCGUCGUACUUCAGGUCAAGAUCGCCGGCGAAAGGGGCAAAACCGAAGGACCCAAAUAAGAGAAAGGAGGAAAAAGAGUUGAAGCGGAAGGAGAAGGAGGAAAAGGAGAACAAGAGGAAGGAGGAGAAGGAAAAUAAAAGGAAAGAGGAGAAGGAGAACAAGAGGAAAGAAAAGGAAGAGAAGGAGCACAACAAGAGCAAAGGCAAAAGCACCAAAGAAGCGGCUGCUGCUAGUACCGACUGAGCCUUGAAAAUGCAAUCCUCUGCCUCGAAACCCUUUUGCUAUAAGUCGAGUAGGUUUUUAGAUGUGUAUCACCCCCUCCCCCUCCCACACCCGUGUUUAUGUCAUCCUGCGUCGCGCGUUCACCCUUUUUUCUCGCCCGGCAGAUAAUCAGCGCUGGUUUGAGAAACGCGUCCUCUGGAAGAAUUUCGGUUUUCAUAGUGAGACGCUUGAAAGAGUCGCCCCUUUGCUCAAACUGCGUUUUCAGAUUGGUGCACAUACCGCACGACUCCAGCCGGUCGAAUUUGACACAUUUAAUUCUGCGCCCGCGCGCGCGAAAAACAAGCUAGGGAGACAGAGUGCGUAAAUUUAAUAUUAUUUCGCAGCCACAAGAGCAAUAAAAUGCUGAGCAAGGCCCCAUUCUGCGUAGCGGUGGGUUCCAUAAUUACACACGUAGUGAAUAAUGAAGGAGGACGGCAGAUUAUAAUUACACACAUGAAUACUAAUGAUAAUGUGCUUGCGGCAAAUUUUAUAGUCAAUUUUUCUACACACACAAUCUCAGCAAGAAACAUGCGCACACAGCGUCAGCAGAUUUGAGCAGAUCCCCACGUACACGGUUAAAUUAUGUGUAUGAAAAAGUGAAAAAAGUCACUAACUGUAAGCAGCGAGCGAAAAGAUAAGCAGGAUCAACAGAUUUAAUAAAGCGCGCAUACCGGAUUCUAGAACGAGGAUUAAAAAUGCUAAACUACGUCAUAUCCCUAAAUGUACACAAAUAAUCAAAAAGAGAAACUCGUAUAUGAAAGAAGUAUCAGAAAAUUUACGGUAGGCUACGUGGUUUUUACCCUAGUAGCUUAAUUUUAUACAUCGCAGAAAGCUGCUGAGUAUUUUAAAAUUUAAGAGAAGAAACAUUUGAAACUCAAACGAAAGUAUUUAAAGUAUGAGAAUAUAAAAGUUGCCAAUAUAUUUUGAUUUUCUAAAAUGAAAUAAUUAGAGUAAUAAUAAACUGUAAAUUGUUGGAGUCCUUAAACUUUGUAACGCCGUAGGUGAGCGUCGUGCGUUUAAAGUUUGUUAAUAGGAUGAAACGAGAACGAUUUUGAUUUCCAAUUUUGCGAAGGAAGCAGAAACAUCACAGGCUGUUUUACUCUGUAGUAGUUAUGUCCGAGAAAAUCCCUGUAUAGUAGAAGAGCAGUUCUGGUGUCUCCCUGGUAGAAAAUUACGAAAUUAGGGCUUUGUUGUGCGAACGGAGAUUAAAACGCGUACAAUUCAAUGCAGAAAACGAUAUGAUGAUUAUUAGAAUUUUCAUGGGAAAUCACUGUUUUAGAGAGAGGUCAAUGUCAGAGUAAAAUACGCAAUGUGUGUAUUAUAGUCAUCAGUUUAAGAGCUAUAUUUGAUGUCUCUAACUAGGUGCAAACAUUCUUAUGAUUAUGUUCUGUUGAAAUUACACGCCUUUUUAAAAAGUUUUUCAUUUACUUAAAUUAUAAUCCAAUCGAGUUUCCGUGAGUUUGCUCUCAUUUUUUUUAAAUUUGAAUCGAGCAGUGAUGUCGCUAUGAUCGUUUAAAUUUAGGAAAGACCGGAAGGGUUAUAGAGAUCAUGAAAUGAAUUUAAAAUGCAGUCUACCAGCAUGCGUAAAUUUAGAAUGCUCAAGACGCAAUAAAAACAAAAUUCCACUCAAAGUAUGCGUAUAUAGCGUUAAAAAGUUCUGACGUCCGUUUUUCUCGAUUAAAAUAUCGUCUCUUUCUCUCUAUCCCGUAGGAGAAAAACCUAUGAUAAUUUCCGUAGGACAGCGUAGUGAAAUCUGUUUUUCCUCUACGAAUCUUUCAGAAAAAUAGCUCGAGCAAAAAUGUAUAAGAAUUAUUCAACGUGUAAAGAAAGAAAGUAACUGUCGUUCGGCAAUAAAAUUACUCAUGUUAGAAUAAGAUAGAGAAAAAUUCCACAUAUAAAUACACCACCAACAUAUAUUUGUAGUUUACAGUUAGCUCGUGCGAUAUAUUAUAUUGUUAAGUACUCAAGACUAUAGGAAAAGAGAUAAUAAUAUUAUCCCUCCCAAAGUAAUUGAUUGAUUGUCGUGAACGCGUCCCUCUCGUCCUAAUUCAAAAUUCCCACGACUAUUUGCUGUCGCAGUGGUGUUGUGUGGGCGAUCGAGCAAUUGAAAGCGUGACUGAAUUCCUCUCUCAACAUAUCUCUGCGUAAAUUCACGAAAUAACGAGACGUGAGAGAGAAAAGGAGGAUUUAUAGUUUUACUCUGAUAACCUUUUCAUGUUCCUAGUUUCCUUUGAUUCGCUUGCAGCAUUUUCGUGCUUUUUGUCUUCCACCAUUCCAAAAAUCUAACAAUGCAACCCCACACGUUGCGCAUUUUCAAGAAAAACAAGAGGCGUUUAAGUCUUCCUUAUUUUUACACUCUCAUGAUCUAAAAAGAAUAAGGAAAUAUCGACCCCCCCUGCCUCCAGAUGGCUCACUAGCAAAUUGUUCUAUUGGGAUUUUUCAUUUUUAAUGAAACACUAUAGGUCCCGAGUUUGCUUUUUAGCACCACUCAUGCAUUAACAGCCAGUUUGCGGUUAUAUUUUUUGAUAAAAUCGAUAAAUAAUAAACUUGGAUGCUUCGACCGCUCGGCAUCUAGUUAAAUGAACUCGUUGAGUUGUUAUAUACAAAUUGUGUAACAUCAUGCUACGUUGCCUACGAAUUAAUUAUCAUGAGAGUGCAUGCAAGGAAAAGAAUGCAUUAGAGUGAAUGCUCCAUGCCAGCGAAAAUAGUUUCGAAACAAAAACUGUAUCUCAUGUAACACUAAUGAAUCAUAAUAGUAAAGACGGUGCUAUAAUGCAUAACGUGCCAAAUACAUGAAGUUGUAGAUGACAUGAUUGCAGAAUAAAGUAAAAAGAAAAAUAUCA
Molecule: messenger RNA, 4146 nt
Organism: Cloeon dipterum
Lineage: Eukaryota; Metazoa; Arthropoda; Insecta; Ephemeroptera; Baetidae
Product: nucleolar protein 58
Exons: 6
Coding region: 113-1285 (390 amino acids)
Source: RefSeq, a predicted model, not a curated record